This is a messenger RNA of Fusarium coffeatum, 2580 nucleotides long. RefSeq lists its product as uncharacterized. The record is from RefSeq and is a predicted model, not a curated record. NCBI's taxonomy places the organism in Eukaryota, Fungi, Ascomycota, Sordariomycetes, Hypocreales, Nectriaceae. The transcript has a single exon. The coding region runs from base 1 to 2580 and encodes 859 amino acids.
AUGGCUUCCAACACAGAGUCAGACAUCCCUUGGUUUCUCAAGUCGUCAUGUCCGGUUCUCUUCCCGUUCGACGAUGCUGUGAGAAAGCCUCAGGCCGAGUUCGAGGAGCAUAUUCGUCACGAGAUUGCCCAUCGCCACGAUGAAGCCGCCGCAGUUGAAGCCAGCCCAGAUAAGACUAUGACUGAUGCUGACCAGUCCGAGUCCUUCACUGUUGUUUCUACUUCAGCUGAGAUCCGUCAAGGCUUAGAUGCCAUGGACGUUUCUGGGGAUGCAGCACCAGACUCAAAGCCAACCGAAACCCAACCGGCUGAGACACAUCCAUUCAUGGAAGGUCUGAUUAACCACCAGAAAGAUGAGCAGAAGGCGGAGCCAUCAAGAGACCUCCAAGGCAUGAUGUUAACAGAAAACGGCGACUUGGCUUAUCGAAACAGCGAGGACGCCCUGGUGGAUCUCUUCCAUGAACUCGAGGAAGUGGUAUCUGGCCCGCGUCUUAAUGAACUCCUCUUUGCAGCCUGGAGAGAGAACCCCGUUGCCACCCUUAGAAUCAUCUUCAACUCCCGCUCUAUUCACCUGGGAAAGAGUUCACGAAUCACCUUCUACCGCUGUGCUGGCUGGCUGGCACAGAAUCAUCCUUUGACCCUGGUGGCCAAUUUGCGAUGGUUGACCCGCCCAGUUAUUGAGAAGAAGGUUAAGAAGGAAGAAGACGAUAUGGUUAUUGUUGAAGACGAGAACCAGGACGAAGCGGCCAAAUUUGAUGUUAAGAAUGGAGUUGCGCAUGGGUACUGGAAGGAUCUUCUCAACAUCCUUGCCCUUGCGGUCAACGACAAGCUUACUGCUCUCGAUAACCCUAGAGACAUUCUCAACAGCGAGAACCCUGGUAUCAUCCGAGGAAAGUAUAUCAAGCGCGGCAGUCGAGGUAGCCGUGGAGGUCGAGGUCGAGGUGGACGGGGUCGUGGACGAGGCUCUGGAGUCUUGAGUGGACGCAUCGAGUCAACUUCCGAUAUUGAAGAGAAGAAAGACAAGGUUCGUCGUGACCCCAAGGACGUCAAGAAGGAAACAAGGGCAAACCGGCACGAGACUGCGACAACCAUCUUCAAGAACGACCCGGUCUACCGCGCACUGCAUCUGAGCGUUGCCCGUCUAUUCGCUGAGCAGCUGGAGAAGGAUAUCCAAGCGGUUCGUGGAGAUGACAAGAAGGCCAAGCGUACCAUUUCGCUAUGUGGCAAAUGGGCUCCUUCACACGACCACUUCCACGACAGACAUACCUUUAUCGUCAGCACCAUUGCCGAAAUCAUGUAUCCCAGGUCUUCAAUCGACAACGAGAAGCUACAGCCUACCGACGACCACGAGACUUAUCUGCGAUUCGCUCGUGAAGAGUAUCGCAAGGAUGUAUCUGCUCUUCGAAAGUACCUUGAAAUCGUCGAACGUCCCAUCACAGACAACAAGUUCGAGGACAUCAAGUACGACCGAGUUCCAUCUCUCGCCAUGAACCAGUACAGCAAACUGUUUAUUGAAAAGGACGCCGAUCACUUCGACGAGUACCUUGACAAGGUUGCUGAAGGAAAGGCCAACAUCUCUGGAGCUACUCUUCUGCCGUCUACCUUGAUCCAGAAGGCACGUGGGGCCGCCUUUGGUGCCUCACGCCUGGAGCAGAAGAUUGCUCAGAUUGAAGGUAAAGUCCUUGAUGGACAGUGGAACACGCUAGUCCAGCGUAUCAAGGACUCUGGCACUAUGAACUCGAGUAUCGCUGUCUGUGACGUUUCCGGCAGCAUGGGGUCUCCUGUGUUCAGGGAUAAGACUACUCCCAUGGACUCAGCCAUAGGUCUGUCGCUUUUGGUCGCUGAGGUGGCUAAGCCUCCGUUUGCUGGCGCCUUCAUCACGUUCAGCUCUGUCCCAGCGGUCGAAACCGUCGACUUAUCCUCGACUUUGGAAGAGAAGAUUGAGGCCAUGAGUCGCUCUGACUGGGGUAUGAGUACUGAUUUCGUUGCUGUGUUUGAGAAGUUGAUUCUACCAAUGGCUAUCAAGAACAACCUCAAGAACGAGGACAUGAUCAAACGUGUCUUUGUCUUCAGUGACAUGCAGUUCAACAGCGCGAUCCCGUCAUAUCCUCCAGGUUAUUCUCCUCCCACGUGGUCUACUAAUCCUUACGCCGCAUUGGAUGAGGAUGAGCAGGAGCAUGAGACUAUAGACCGGCGCAGCUGGGGCACCUGGGGCACCUCCUAUGAACGUAUACAAAAGAUGUAUAAAGAAGCAGGUUACGACAUGCCAGAGCUGGUGUUUUGGAAUCUCGCUGGCGGAAGAGCAGGAUACGGGCAGACCGGCGGAGAUCCGAUUGCUCCCAAGCCUGUAAAGGCUGAUGAGAUUGGAACAAGUCUUGUCAGUGGAUACUCGCAGGGUCUUCUGAAGGUGUUUCUGGAUGGAGGUGGAUUCGAAGAGGAAGAGGAGGAGGAAGUGGUUAUUGAGAAGGAUGAGGAGGGCAAUGUCACGCAAAAGACUAAGAAGGUUGCGAUGACGCCUCUGAAGAUUGUACAAAAGGCGAUUAGCCAUCUGGCGUAUGAGAUGUUGAAGGUUGUUGAUUAG